AUGUCUUCAAAAACUCUCCACUCAAAGCGUUCCUUUGGCGGAAAGCUACGGAUGGGAGCUGCACGCGUCGACUCACCCGCAUACGACGCUUCCGAAGAAGACAACGACUACCCGCUCACCGACGACAGCGUCACCGGACACCCAGCCCGCACCUCAAGGAAUAACCUUGUCCCGUCCUCAAGCUCCUCAUCUUCUUCAAAACAUUUCCAUCACCAGCCCUCAGCCACAACCCCACGCUCCCGCUCGCACUUGGCCCUCCAGAACACCAACGACUCGGACCAGUACACCUCAGGCGUCGACUCACCCACCUACGACGGCGACAUAGAGUACAGCAGCGCAGCAACAACAACAGGCCUUGGUCUUCGUGUAUUUGGAGCAUCAUCUGAACAGAGUAUCCUUGAUACCACCACCAGCAGUUCUCGGCCAACGAUGGGAUUGACAACGUCGUCCAGCAGCGGGGCACAUACCCACCUGGCUGCCUCUCGAAGGGAGGUGCCCUCCACGCCCUCGACGUCCUCCCCUAUAACCUCCAACGGCAACUCGCCCAGGAUCCUCCCCUACGCCCUGACCGAGCCUGCCGUUCCGAGCAUCACCGCCAACACGUUCAACCCAGCCUCGCUCACCCCGGAGGACAUCCAGGCCUUUGUGAGGAAGGCAAUCGACGACGGGCCAGAGGGAGAGGUUGAUCUAGGAUUUGACGGCGAUGCCGGAGAAGGAGAGGGAGGAACCAAGCCUCCAAGAAGCAAGAGAGGCUAUCAGAUCAACGAACCGCCAACAGAUAGGCCUAUUAGAGUCUACGCCGACGGCGUAUACGAUCUCUUUCACUUUGGGCACUCGUUACAACUUCGACAAGCCAAACUCUCUUUCCCGAAUGUAUACCUCCUCGUUGGUGUCUGUUCUGACGAGCUCGUUCAUGCGUACAAAGCAAGGACUGUCAUGACCCAUGCUGAGCGACUAGAAGCUGUUCGCCACUGCCGUUGGGUAGACGAAGUCGUUCCGGACGCGCCGUGGGUGAUCACCCAGGAAUUCCUCGACCAACAUCAAAUCGACUAUGUCGCCCAUGACGAGGAAGCAUACCCGAGUGUCGGACACACGGAUGUUUAUGGUUUUGUCAAGGAGCAAGGUAAAUUCAUCCCCACCCGUCGCACACCCGGCAUCUCAACCUCCGCCCUCCUCUCCCGCAUCGUCAGCGGCUACCGCAACCGCAACUUUGACGACAAACUGCGCAAAAUGGGUAAAGAAGAACUCCAAGCGGAGGGGAGUGAGUACGACGGUCUGAGUAGGAUGGGCAGCAGUCAGGGUGGGAAUGUCAGUUCUAACGGGAGUGCGGGUGGAAGUAGGGCUAUUGGAGAAGUGAAGGAGGAGCAGGUGAAGGAGGAUACCAAAGCAGAAAAAGAGGGGGAGAAGGAGGGGGAGGAGGAAGUGAAACAGUAA
Messenger RNA from Coprinopsis cinerea okayama7#130, 1434 nucleotides. Its product is annotated as choline-phosphate cytidylyltransferase. The coding region runs from base 1 to 1434 and encodes 477 amino acids. The record is from RefSeq and is a predicted model, not a curated record. NCBI's taxonomy places the organism in Eukaryota, Fungi, Basidiomycota, Agaricomycetes, Agaricales, Psathyrellaceae. Gene Ontology annotation, biological process: CDP-choline pathway. The transcript is spliced from 5 exons. Gene Ontology annotation, molecular function: choline-phosphate cytidylyltransferase activity; phosphatidylcholine binding. Gene Ontology annotation, cellular component: nuclear envelope.